AUUCGAACCCCAAAAGAGAUAAGAGAGCAAAAAGUAUCCACACAACCCAAGAGAGAAGGAAGGAAGAGAGCAGUCCGCAGGUUCAUUCUUCAGUGCGUAGAACUGACUGUUUGAGCCAUAACUCGAGAUCCACUCGUCCAAUUAAGGCGUAUAAGAUACCAAAAGAAAUCUCUCAAGACGAGGAAUCCGUGAAGGUCUGGUUUGCAUCAAUCGAAAUAGGGUAAGGCUUCCAAAUCGUCUGAGCAAAACACAACUUCGCAGAAACGUAUUUACUCUCCUAAAGAAACGAGUUAGCCGGAAAACACCCAUUCUAGGGGCUGUUUUCGUACCAACAAUUAAGGGUUGAACUAGCACUUUGAGGAGGCUGUUUGACACUCAUUUCUAAGCAAGGAAUCAGUUCUCAAGCUUCCUUGGCCGAGGCUUUGGUCAUUGGAUCGAGAAGGAAAGUUUUAAAGCUCAUUUGAGGGUUAGCUAACCCGUUGGAGCACUUGGGUGGUAACAAGGAUCGAACUCAUUAGGAACCGCUAAGAGAAGAAGAAAAUUGACGAAGCAUUCACGCUGAUGAUCAGAUGAUACGGAAAUGAAACGGAUACGAUGGAUGGCCGACGGAAAUAAACGGAAAGUUAAUCCCCUUUAAUCAUACGGUACACAUGGUAAAGCAUGUUGUACCACUCUAUUAAGCUACAUUAUUACACCAACAUUUUUUUCAUUCCCUAAAUACCCUAACCCUCAUUGGCUAUUAUAAGUUUUUAUAUAAGAAAUUUAAUCUUUUAAUGACUUAGUGUACAUGUCUUAUGUAUAUCCAGAAAUUCAUUGAUGUAUUUCACAAAUUUCCUUCAAUUCUCUCUUUAGUGUAAGAUUGAACUUUAGUGUCCAUAAUUUAGAAACUUAGAAUUUAUUUUUGUCUAGUGAAUAUGUGAUUUAUAAUAUGAUAAAGUUACUCCUUAUACAAGAUAUAACUUUCACAACUUUCUUUAAUUCAAAAAUUUUAUUGUACCUAAUAUAUAGUUGCAAUACUUGUUUCACUCGGCUGUUAGGUACAUUGUAUCAUCAAAUGUCACUUAUCAAUACCCUAUAUAUAUAUAUAUAUAUAUAUAUAUAUAUAUAUAUUCUAACCAUGUGCUUUGUUCGUUUUUUGGAACAAGGUUUUGGGAGAAGAAAAGCAAAUUCACAAUUGGAAUUUGGAACAGUAGCCACUCGUAAAUUUCUAUGCCAAUUCAAAUCUCCAGGAAUUGAGAGAGCUGUUUAUAAUGAAGAAAAGAGAAAGAAAUGGGAGAACAGAAAGGGAAGAAAAGAGAAAGAAGCUGACGGAAAGGAAGGAAAAGGGCGUAGGAGGACAUGGGAGAGAAAAGGGGGUAAAAUUAGUUGUUAAAUGGUAAAUGUAAAAAUAGUAUUUAUAGGGGGUGUUUGGAACUAAUUCUGCUUCUAUUUCUUUUUUAAAAGCAGAAGCUGAAUCAGAAUUAGUUUUCAGAAGCUGGUACCCCCCAGCUUCUAAAAAAACUGAUUCUGAGAGUAAAUUAGAGCUCCAGAAGUGCUUUUGCAAUUUCACCCAAACACUCCAGCUUCUGCUUCUGCUCCCUGAAGGAGCAGAAUCAGUUUUGAGAAUCAAAUCCAAACACCUCCAUAGUGUGUAUUAGUGUCUAAGAGGAGUGUGUACCUAAUCUCUGAAAAGCACGACUCGAAUACAAAUGAUCGAAGUGAACCUGUGAGAUUUUCUGAAUUGGUAAUCAUCUAGUCUCUUAAAUUCUUAAUCUAAUCUCUCAAGGAUGAGCUCGAUAUAUUACAAGGAAUUUCCCAUUUUAUUCUCUC
This is a messenger RNA of Cuscuta epithymum, 1809 nucleotides long. Lineage: Eukaryota; Viridiplantae; Streptophyta; Magnoliopsida; Solanales; Convolvulaceae. The record is from the annotation of a GenBank genome assembly.